Molecule: messenger RNA, 3194 nt
Organism: Motacilla alba alba
Lineage: Eukaryota; Metazoa; Chordata; Aves; Passeriformes; Motacillidae
Gene: FADS1
Product: fatty acid desaturase 1
Exons: 12
Coding region: 66-1394 (442 amino acids)
Biological process (GO): lipid metabolic process
Cellular component (GO): membrane
Molecular function (GO): oxidoreductase activity, acting on paired donors, with oxidation of a pair of donors resulting in the reduction of molecular oxygen to two molecules of water
Source: RefSeq, a predicted model, not a curated record
GACCCCGGGGAGGCGGAGCGGGGCCGAGCCGAGCCGAGCCGAGCCCGGGCGAGCCGAGCCCGGCCAUGGAGGGUUCGGAGCCCGUCCGGGGCGAGAUGCGGCGCUUCACCUGGGAGGAGAUCGGGCAGCGGAACGGGAGGGGGCCGGCGCCGCAGGAGCGCUGGCUGGUGAUCGACAGGAAGGUGUACGACAUCAGCCACUUCUGCCGGAGACACCCGGGGGGCUCCCGGGUCAUCAGCCACUACGCCGGGCAGGACGCCACGGAUCCUUUCAUUGCUUUUCAUCUUGACAAGGCGCUGGUAAGGAAGUACAUGAACCCUCUCCUGAUUGGGGAACUGGCUCCAGAUCAGCCCAGCUUUGAGCCCAGCAAGAACAAAAAGCUGGUGGAGGAUUUCCGUGAACUCCGUGCCACCGUGGAGAGGAUGGGGCUUCUCCAGCCCAACCACGCCUUUUUCAUCCUCUAUCUCUGCCACAUCUUGAUGCUGGAUGUUGCAGCCUGGCUCAUCAUCUGGUAUUUUGGAGCAUCCUUGGUGCCUUUCCUCUUCUCUGCUGUGCUUCUGGGCACUGUCCAGGCCCAGGCUGGCUGGCUCCAGCAUGAUUUUGGACACCUGUCAGUCUUCAGCAAGUCCAGGUGGAACCACUGGGUGCACAAGUUCGUCAUCGGCCACCUCAAGGGAGCCCCGGCCAGCUGGUGGAAUCACCUCCACUUCCAGCACCACGCCAAACCCAACUGCUUCCGGAAGGAUCCCGAUGUCAACAUGCACCCCUUGUUUUUUGCUUUGGGGAAAACCCUCUCUGUGGAGCUUGGUGUGCAAAAGAAGAAAUUCAUGCCUUACAACCACCAGCACAAGUACUUCUUCAUCAUCGGCCCCCCAGCGCUGGUGCCCCUUUAUUUCCAGUGGUACAUCUUCUACUUCGCCGUGCAGCGGAAGCAGUGGGUGGACCUGGCCUGGAUGCUGUCCUUCUACAUCCGAUUCUUCCUCACCUACUUCCCCUUCCUGGGUGUGAAGGGUACCCUGGGGCUCCACCUGUUAGUCAGGUUUAUAGAAAGCAACUGGUUUGUCUGGGUCACGCAAAUGAAUCACAUCCCCAUGCACAUUGAUUACGAUAAGAAUGUGGACUGGUUCUCUACCCAGCUCCAGGCAACCUGCAAUGUUCAUCAGUCCUUGUUCAAUGACUGGUUCAGUGGCCACCUGAACUUCCAGAUCGAGCACCACCUUUUCCCUACAAUGCCACGGCACAACUACUGGAAGGUGGCCCCUCUGGUGAAGUCCCUGUGUGCCAAGCAUGGCAUUGAGUACCAGUGCAAGCCUCUGCUCACGGCCUUUGCAGACAUCGUGCACUCUUUGAAAGAUUCCGGGGAGCUCUGGCUGGAUGCUUAUCUACAUAAGUAAGCAGCAGUGGAUCCUUGCAGGGGAAUUCCCCAGCCUUGCUGCCUCCUGUGGUGGUCACCCUGAAGAUCCUGCCCUGAGGAGAGCUGGCUAAGCCAGAUUUGGGGAGGUGGUGCUGCUUAAUUCCAUGGAUGAAUGUAAUUAAUAUGAUUUUUCCCUUUUUUUGGUUGUUUUUUGUUUGUUGCUUUUUUUUUUUUUUUUGUAAUAUGUGCUCUUAAUUUUUUCUUACUCUUCUUUCAUUCCUCUUCUCUGGUGCUGAGUUCUGGGGAGAAGCUGGAUGGAGGAGGUUGUGUCCCAUCGAGCUGGGGACAGCUUUGGGACUGGGAACAGGUUCCUUUCCAUCUGCUGAUCCUUCAUUUGCUGAGUGUAUAGGAGGGAAGCUUCUUAUCUAACAUAGGCUUUUUGGGGUGGCUCUCACUGUGAGUGUAGUAAGAAAGUUGGGACAGCAUGAAAUCAAGCAAUGUGGGAAUUAGGGAAAUGUGGAAGCUGUAGGGAAUGGGGUAGGUUCAGUAUUUUCAAAUCCCUGUUUGUAACAGGGAGCUCCCAGACCAAUCUAUACAUAUGUGGGUGGGGUGGGGAGGUGCAGGCAGCAGUUCUCUAGGAACAGGAUCUGGUUAGAGGCCUAAUUGAGGCAGGGAAACAGGAAAGUGGAAGUUUUUCCAUAUGCCAUAUUCUGUGGGAAUGCUGCCCUCCACACCUCUGGAAGCCUCUGCGUUAUUUGGCCACUGGUGACAUUCCAGGGGGGAUCUGCAAGGGGUUUCCUCUGCGCCAGACUUUGGAGUGUUACGAAGCCAUUACUGAGUCAGAAGAGAGAGAAGCCUGUCCCAUCCAUACCCAGGAUCCCUACAAGAGUGACUAAGGAAGCGAAAGCGUUCCAGACCAGGCUGGACAAGGCUUGGAGCAGCCUGGUUUAGUGGAAUACAGUAAACCGUGGCAAGGGAUGGAAUGAGCUGAGCUUUAAGGUCCCUUCUAACCCAAACCUUUCUACAGUGAUUCUGUGUGAAGGGUGAUCAUAAUCACUCUGUGAUUGCCUGAAGCUUUGGGCUUUUUUGGACCUUUGGGUGAUUUGUUAAAAGGAGAGAAUUCCUGGCUCAUGGAGAGUGAGGCAUUCCUGCCUGAGCAGCAGACAAAUCUAAGGAAGUUAGAAAGGUGGUGGGGGUCAGCCUGCUGUUUAAAAGUGUUUAACUUUUCAUUCAGCUGCAGAUCCACAGGCACACCUCAGCCAAAACAUUGCUGGCCUCCCUCUCUUGGAUGAUGUGCCUUCCAAACACACUGUUAAAUCCUGUGGGAUUUACUGAAUGGUUUUACUGCCUUUUCUGGGGCCUUUUCAUUUACUGCCCCAGCAUUACAAAUGCCAAACCAGGAUGUAGCACCUGCUACAUCACUGAGGAAGGUGCUCCAUCACCCUGGGCCCCCAGGGACUGGUGGGUUAGAAUCCAGGAGGAAUGGGUUGAUUUUGAGGAAUUUUUUCCCAAUCAACAUCCAAAAUGAGGAUGAGGUGUUGCCAGAAUGGAAGAAACAGAUCUUCUCAGGCCAAGAGUGUUGUUAACUACAGGAUAAAAUUGUAAUGGGAGUAACAAUACAAUAACACAUAUAUAAUAUAUAUUAUAUUGUUAUUGUUAUAAUAUAAUAUUGUUAUAUAAUAACAAUACAUCAUACAAUCAGAUACCUGUUGAUUAGGACCAUAAAGGAAGUGGGCCUUAGUUAUUGUUUUACCUUGGUUUUUUCCUGCUCCAUUUCUUUCCCUCAUAUUACAACUGUGGAUGGAGGAAAGUCAGUUAAUAAAAUUUCUUAUCUUACCAA